UUUUCCCCAUUGUCUCUAUAUAAGUCCCAACUCUCUCUUUCCCUUAUCUCUGCCUCUCCUCUUCGUUACAAAACUGGGCCUGCUCUUCAGUUCCUUCCUACUUUGUAUUUUAUUCCAAACUCCCUUUUGCUGCCAUGUCGUUUAGAGGACUCAGUCGGCCAAAUGCUACAUCAGGCAUGGGCGUUGCUGAUCACAGCAAGGAUACUUUUUUGGAGCUGAAAAGGAAGAAAGUUUACCGCUAUGUGAUAUUUAAAAUCGAUGAGAAGAAAAGGGAGGUUGUGGUUGAGAAAACCGGUGGACCUGUUGAGAGCUACGAUGACUUCACUGCAUCUCUGCCUGAGAAUGAUUGCCGAUAUGCUGUCUAUGACUUUGAUUUUGUUACUUCUGAGAAUUGUCAAAAGAGCAAGAUUUUUUUCAUUGCAUGGUCCCCUUCAUCCUCUCGAAUCCGUGCAAAGAUGCUUUAUGCCACUUCCAAAGACAGGCUUCGAAGGGAACUGGAUGGGAUCCACUAUGAGAUUCAGGCUACUGACCCUACAGAGAUGGAUCUUGAAGUUUUAAGGGAUCGUGCUCACUGAACACCGUGCAGUUUAGCUGUUUCAUCGGAGGAAGUUCCUUGUUCGCUUUGCCGAGUCUGAAAUUAGUCCUCCUUGCUUCAUAAAGCUAUGUGCAGAACCUUUUUGUGACACAAAAUAGUGUAUGUCUAAUCCUUGAAUAACCAGAAUCUGGUGAAGCUGAUAUGAAGCUCUGGGCUAAUGCUCUCUGGUUGCUGUUAAUUCUGGUUCUUUACUGUUUUUUUACUCUCAACGAAGAAAGUAAGUCAUGGUAAUUGGGAACCUCAAACUAUUUUCAGAUAUAUUGGUAGGUCUAAUUGUUGUACUCUUUGCUUCCCUAUCCAAUGCAUUUCGUGUUCCAGUA
Molecule: messenger RNA, 915 nt
Organism: Theobroma umbraticum
Lineage: Eukaryota; Viridiplantae; Streptophyta; Magnoliopsida; Malvales; Malvaceae
Gene: ADF6
Product: actin depolymerizing factor 6
Biological process (GO): actin filament depolymerization
Cellular component (GO): actin cytoskeleton
Molecular function (GO): actin binding
Source: RefSeq, a predicted model, not a curated record